AUGGUGGAUUUUGAAGAUGAUGUAGUAAGUAUAGAUCUAAAAGAGUUGAAUGAACUCUACGAAGUGUUCCCUGACCAAUAUCUUCCCUCCAGUGACAGCCAAACUAACAGUGAUCCCAGGAAUAGUUUGCAGCAGAUAAUAGAGGAGGAGGAAGAUAUCUUUGAUGAAGAAGAUGAAUCCAGUGAUGAAGAUCAUGCUGAUGUAGAUCAAUCUGAUGUAGGUCAAGGUGGUGAAGAUUAUGCUGAUGAUCUGAAGCAAGAUGACAAUGAGGAAGAAAAAAAAAAGAUAUCAGACAUCAGUGAUUCCUCAAGUGAUGAACUUGAAAACGGCAGCGUAGAUAAAAGUGAUGUUGAGACAUCAGAUACUGGCUUUAGACUAAAGGUCUUGGAUAGUUCUACGACUAGUGCUCUGAGAUCAGCUAAUUCAAGAAUAAAACCUGUGAUAUCCCUGCCCUUAUUCCCUAGUAUUAGUUUUCAAUCUGAAACUCCUUCUAAUUCUAGGAAAGAGUCCAUUUCUUUACAGCAAACAAGGCACACCCGAUUAGACAGAUCUCCUUCACAAACACAAGCAGAUUUUGUAUUUAGGCUACUUUCUAGCCCUGAAGAAUACGAAAGUGGGCUGAAGAUGUUAACUGAAAAUCAGAUUGUAGAAAAAAGAUCUCCUACUGGACGCAAGCUAAGCACGGUCAACCUACAGCCUAAAGGAAGACUAACUCCGAGAGAGAGUUUAGUACGGAACAGCAGUAUUGUUAGUAACCAGGGGGAGCAGUUUUCAGUUUCUCAAAAAGAAGAGGAAAAAGGCGCUAAAAUGUUUUCGCGGCAAUCUAGCAAAGACUUUCAAACUGGUACUUUGCCGUACAAGUUUGGUCGUGUACUCUCGUUAGACAAUACAGGAGGAGGCUCACUUCCCCGCAUGGUUAACAGAAGACCUGGCGUCACAAUAAAUAACAGUGAAGACGAUCUGUUCGUCUGAAAAUGUAGGAAACAAAAACAUUUUUAACACUAACUCUUGAAGAAUGGAAGGAAGUGAUUCUAAUUAAAAUUUAUAAAAAGACAAUAAACCUUGAAAAGAGAUUUA
Messenger RNA from Eurytemora carolleeae, 1077 nucleotides. RefSeq lists its product as uncharacterized. The record is from RefSeq and is a predicted model, not a curated record. Lineage: Eukaryota; Metazoa; Arthropoda; Copepoda; Calanoida; Temoridae. Bases 1 to 972 code for a protein of 323 amino acids. The transcript is spliced from 9 exons.